Molecule: messenger RNA, 747 nt
Organism: Hyphopichia burtonii NRRL Y-1933
Lineage: Eukaryota; Fungi; Ascomycota; Pichiomycetes; Serinales; Debaryomycetaceae
Product: U2 snRNP complex subunit
Exons: 1
Coding region: 1-747 (248 amino acids)
Biological process (GO): positive regulation of mRNA splicing, via spliceosome
Cellular component (GO): U12-type spliceosomal complex; nucleolus
Molecular function (GO): RNA binding
Source: RefSeq, a predicted model, not a curated record
AUGGCAAGUGUUUUCAGAAAGACUGACGACUCGGAGAAGAAUGCCCAGGCUACCCUAUACGUUGGGAACCUCGAUCCUCAGGUGAACGAGCCGUUGUUGUACGAAUUGUUUACCCAAUUUGGGCCCAUCAAAUCAAUCAAUUUACCAAAAGAUCGAUUAUUGAAAACCCACCAGGGAUUUGGUUUUGUUGAAUUCAGAACAGGAAAGGAUGCAGAGUAUACCUUAAAUGUAUUGAGUGGUAUAAGACUAUUUGGGAAAAUGCUUAAUUUAAGAAAAAACGACCAGUCCCGGUCAGGGAUAACAUCCAACCAAAAAGUUGGUGCUACUACAGGUCCUACAACAACCUCGAGUAACGACAUUGGGGCCAAGUUAUUUAUUAAAAACUUGAACCCAUUGAUUGAUGAAAAAUACCUUGAAGAUACUUUUUCGAAAUUUGGCAAUCUCGUAGCACCACCGUUACUAGUCCGGGACGAUACUGGGAACUCUAAGAAAUAUGCUUUCUUGAGCUAUGACGACUUUGCCAGCAGUGACGAGGUAAUUGCAAAAAUGAAUAACAGUAUCCUAAUGAACUCCAAAAUAUCAAUCAGUUAUGCGUUUAAAGAAGACUCCAAUGGGAAUAAAAAGGUUAGACACGGGGAUGAGGCUGAACGUCUUUUGGCAGAAAGCGCUAAAGCAAACAGACCAGCCCAGAAUACAAAGUCUAAUAAAAGGAAAACCAGGAUUACUAAACCGAAAAAGAAAAUUUAA